AUGGUAGGCAACAAGCACAAGAACGGCAUAAUCUGCACAUUCCCAAAUUGCAACAAGUCUAUGCGUACGCAAAAGUUUAAGAUGCACUUCACACGGGCACACUUAAAGGAAGGUGAGGUCUAUUCGGUAGUACAUCGACAGCAAUUCGAAGUGGCAAGAGAGGAUAAUGCUCGCAGCACCAUGAAAUCUGAACUUUUAAGUGCGGUUGCUACAGUACAAGAGAAAAUUAAGAUGAUACCUCCAUUAAUAACAGUGGGGGACAGCUUGCGGGUCAAAAGUGAGAUCUCGGUCGCUCCAGCGCAAGAACCAAUCCAAACUGUACAAGCGAGGCGAGUGCUGACCCAACCAACUAGUUUAUCCCCUCAGACAUUAACUUCAGCCAUAUCCACCGAAAAUGGAUCCACUGAUACGACUGCAAUAUCCAAAAUUGUUGAGGUUAAAGCCGCGCAGAGUUCACCACCAUUCGAGCACACGAGCGGCAGUAAGCGGACGUAUGCCGCGUUAGAGGGAUAUUUCGGUGAUGCCGCUGAUCCAACUAGCGUACUUCUGAUGCAGCUAAUGACACUAAUAGACCAGCGAUUUCAGGAGCUAAUCGGCAAGAUGGACGAAAUGAUCGACGUUCAGAAGAAUUUAAUUGACACUCUGCAAAUCAGCAAUUUAAUCGGACGGCUGCCUUCAUCAACAUUAUCGCAAGAUGAGAAGGUUGCUGUGAAAAGACGCAAGAAAAAUUUGAGCCCUAACGGCUGCGACAGUAACAGUGAAAAUGGUAAUGUUAGUGAUUGCGAUAAUGUUGACGGUCCGGGAAUUAAUUUGUAA
This is a messenger RNA of Plasmopara halstedii, 816 nucleotides long. RefSeq lists its product as uncharacterized. Bases 1 to 816 code for a protein of 271 amino acids. NCBI's taxonomy places the organism in Eukaryota, Oomycota, Peronosporomycetes, Peronosporales, Peronosporaceae. The record is from RefSeq and is a predicted model, not a curated record. The transcript has a single exon.